CGCAUCACUUUACAUCUUUCAAAUUGGCUUCUUCUCAAACAAUAGGCGCAAAUAGCGUCUUUCUCUUUCAAUGUCUCUUCUCAAUUUAUCUCACAAUAUGAGUUUCCAGUCUCAAUCUUUCCACAAAACUCGAACAAACCGCUGUGUAAUUGAGAGAUUUAUUCUCUCUCGCUCCUUCUCACACAAUCGUCGCCGAAUGUUCCCACAAAUCUCGAACAAUCGGCUGUGUAAUUGGGAGAUUCAGUCUCUCUUUCAAUUUCCAUGGCACAAAUUAGGGAGGUGCUUCAUCCAUGGCUGCAACAAAUUUGGGAGGUGCUUCAUCCAUGGCUGCACCCCACACUAUAGAUUAUAUUUAAUUCCAUCUGAAAAUCCGCAUCACUUUACAUCUUUCAAAUUGGCUUCUUCUCAAACAAUAGACGCAAAUAGCGUCUUUCUCUUUCAAUGUCUCUUCUCAAUUUAUCUCACAAUAUGAGUUUCCAGUCUCAAUCUUUCCACAAAACUCGAACAAACCGCUGUGUAAUUGAGAGAUUUAUUCUCUCUCGCUCCUUCUCACACAAUCGUCGCCGAAUGUUCCCACAAAUCUCGAACAAUCGGCUGUAUAAUUGGGAGAUUCAGUCUCUCUUUCAAUUUCCAUGGCACAAAUUAGGGAGGUGCUUCAUCCAUGGCUGCAACAAAUUUGGGAGGUGCUUCAUCCAUGGCUGCACCCCACACUACAUAUCCAUGGUUCAAGACUAUUCUUCUACAAGUGGGCUUUAGAAAUUGCAGAGAGAAAGAAAAGUUGCAGGUCAUUCUUCGUCCGUGGAGCAAGAACAGAAUGGCCGGCGUCCACGCAACAAUGAAAGAACUGCACAAGGCCUCCAAGCAUAGAUUCUUUAACCGCAAAUGGAACGGCCGAAUGGGAAUAUUAGAGAAUCUUGAUCGUAUUCGUUUUUUAUGGCUUAGGACCAUGGAAUACGGACGACAGGUUAGUGAUAUUGAGGCUGCACUUAAAGUUGUUGAUUCCGUUCCGCAAGAUCUCUACUACACUGUCGCCGAGAUAUAUAAUUAAAUGAUCGUUAAAAGACCGGGGCGCAUUGACAAAAUUAACUUUGAGCGUUUCAAGAUCGCCUUGGAGGACAAAUUUAGAGCUCUAUAUCUGGGUGUCCAAGUUAUCGACGAAAACUACGAACCAAUUGAGAUAAGUGAUUCGGAGGAGGAUCCAUCCGAAGAUGAGGCGGAAUUGAUGGACGAGUGUGAAGAUUAGUUAGUUUUUUAUGAAAUAUUACAAUUCCCGUUCGUGUGUUUUAUUUAAAUAAGUGCAGUAUGGUUUCAUGCAUAGUUGAUUUAAUAAAACUUAAGAAUUU
Molecule: messenger RNA, 1343 nt
Organism: Salvia miltiorrhiza (redroot sage)
Lineage: Eukaryota; Viridiplantae; Streptophyta; Magnoliopsida; Lamiales; Lamiaceae
Exons: 3
Coding region: 662-1048 (128 amino acids)
Source: RefSeq, a predicted model, not a curated record